This is a messenger RNA of Pangasianodon hypophthalmus (striped catfish), 1566 nucleotides long. It is a transcript of the gene sco2, whose product is annotated as protein SCO2 homolog, mitochondrial. Gene Ontology annotation, cellular component: mitochondrial inner membrane. Lineage: Eukaryota; Metazoa; Chordata; Actinopteri; Siluriformes; Pangasiidae. The transcript has 2 exons. The coding region runs from base 473 to 1372 and encodes 299 amino acids. Gene Ontology annotation, molecular function: copper ion binding; copper chaperone activity. The record is from RefSeq and is a predicted model, not a curated record. Gene Ontology annotation, biological process: intracellular copper ion homeostasis; mitochondrial respiratory chain complex IV assembly.
CACAAAUCUGCUUUAUUCAUUUAUGGGUACUUUUACAGCCCUGGUCCUAGAGAGCCGUUUUCCUGCUUAUUUUAUCCAACUAUUUUUUCCUGCUCUAACACACUCGGGGGGUUUAAGGGUUUGCCUUUACAUUAGCAUGUCCUGCUCCAAUACACACACACACAGUCCUGCUCCAACACACAGCUUCUGAGUGACUGUUAAUCAGCUGACUGGGUAAAUCAGGAGUGUUUGUGCAGGAUUUUGAAGUCCAGGCCUGACGGCCCAUGACUGCAGUUCCAUGUUUUCACUGCUCCAAAUCUAGUUGAGAAAUACUUAUGGCAGGUUUGCUAACUAGCAUGCAGGCUUGGGUGUACCUGGAGCAGAUAAAACUUUAAAAGUUGAAGGACCUUCAAGGGCAUGUGUGGCUGCAGGCCUUUAUUCCACCCAGAAAGGCAAAGUUCAACUGGUGAAACAGGUGGAAUAAGGUCUGAAGAUGCUUGGUGUCAGACCUCUCGCCUGUUAUAGGACAUCAUGGAGCAUGCUGAGAAUCCCUCUACAAGUCAGCCACAACCAUAUACCAAGGCUGUAUAGCUGCUACACACUACACACAAAUAGGUGUCAAAAUAAGAAACAUGCACAUUUCAAAUGUACUCGUGAAAAAGCUCUUCUGUCACAAUCAUUUGAGCACCAGCAAGCUACAUUUUCUCAGGACAAUACCCAACCUCCAAAGUCUAGUUUCUCAGCCAGGAUAAAGCUCCAAACACGACUGGCCGUGACACUACUUGUUGGAGGUGCUAUAAUUGGCACCUGCUGGUUUGUGCAUGAGGAAAAGCAGCAGAAGCUGCAGAUGCAGCGGAUAGAGCAGUUGAGGAAAGUGGCCAUAGGUGAGGGAGACUUCUGCUUGCUGGACCACACUGGUCAGCGACGGACCAAAAAGGACUUCUUGGGGCAGUGGGUGCUCAUGUACUUCGGCUUCACGCACUGCCCUGAUAUCUGCCCUGAUGAGCUGGAAAAGAUGAGCAGUGUGGUAAAGCUGCUGGAGGAGACAAACCUGCACUGUGUGCAGCCGCUGUUUAUAACCGUCGAUCCUGAAAGAGAUGAUGUGGCUGCUAUGGCUAAGUAUGUCGGAGAUUUUCACCCACGGCUGAUCGGAUUGACAGGCACACCUGAGGAGGUAAAGGAAGCUGGACGAGCUUACAGGGUUUAUGCAAGUGCUGGACCCAAGGACGAAGAUGGAGACUAUAUAGUGGACCACACCAUCCUUAUAUACCUCAUCAAUCCAGAUGGCCUUUUCCUGGAUUAUUACAACCGAAUGAAAAAUGCCAUGCAAAUUGCUGAAAGCAUUCGUCAACACAUGAAGAAUUAUGUGAAGUUAUUCCCUGAACAGCGUUAAGUCUGAUACAGGGAGAUUUGAUUAUAUAUUGCAAAAUAAAGUGUACCUGGAUAUGGACUAGGCACUGAGUAAACAGACCAGUAAACAGAAACAGGCUAAACAGAAGAUAAAUAUGACUGACCUUUUUAAAAUGUGCCACUGAUCAACUUUUAAAAAAAAAAGACCAGAAUACAUUUUUUUUUUAUAUAAAAAUA